AUGUCGUUUGGAGGUACACAAGCCAUGUCGCCGACAACGUCGAACGUAUACAAGAUCGGUGGUCUCGCCACGUCCAACAUGGGAGUUAAGCUUGAUUUGAUUAGCUGUAUUCUCGUAGCCGAAUCAUUGCAGUUCGACGAACUGCCAAAAUGCACAACUUAUCAUGUACUGUAGGAUGAUCGUCAACGGCUGCUCUAGCUCUAACCUCCGACCGCCGGGCGGCACGGCAGGAGGGCUCAUGCCGCAAGCUUCAUCGGCGAGCCUUAAUCCCCACGCGCCCGUAGAUAAGCAGACGCUGGAAAACGUCAAUUUCGAUCACGUGAUCCGAUUGAUAGAAAAGCUGUCGCUUUUUAUGGUAAAAAAAUGUUGAUAAGAGUUAACGUCCUUGAUUCAGGAGUUCUUGUUGGGAAAGAUGAGAGAAGAGUCGCGCGAUAGCUACGACGCACAUGCAGUACGUGGACUUAAGAGAGCACUUCCACUUCUCUGUAUCUAUAUUUAAAUAUUAAUAAAUAUUGUGUGAUGGGUGUGGGAAUGAAUGCCGGUCACUGUUUCCAUUUCUCUUGGUCUUGCCUUAUUAUGCCACUUAAGUACUAGAGAUAAUUUUAAUUUUUCUAAUUUUGACCGCAAGAUGCAGAAUCCCGCGAUGAAUCUUCACUCGGUUACACGGCGCGAGGUCGUGGAGCUUUUCAUGAUACUCUGUCCUGAUGCGACACGGAAAACAAAACAGGGCAUUCCUCUGGAGAUCAACAGUGACGAUUUGUUGAUUCUCUGUAGUAUUCCAGGGACCCGCUUGACCGCAGAUCAGAUCAAGCAAAUGGCAGAAGAUUGCGACCGAGACGGAAAUGGCAUUAUUACAGUGGAUGAACUCUACAACGCGAUUACACAAGGUACUUCUACCUCUACGCACGUAGUUUCUCGCUAACUCUUAAAGCACUGAGGAUGAGGCAAUCGCUUCUGCGAUAUGAUGAGCACUGUAAAUGUUGCUGAAUCACUUGUCGAACAAGAGAGCGAUGAUAUUGGAAUGAGUCGGUUGAUCGCAUUACAGGCUGCAGGUUCUCUAUUUCUGAUGAUAUUUCAUUUGCACGAGUAUCUAUGUAUAUUAUAAGCAUAACAGGUUCUCUUGCGUUCAACAUUGUCCUGAAGGAAGUGCGCGGAGACAAGGGAAGCUUGAAAAACGUGGAGGAGUGUAAUCGUAACCAGUUGGUGAAGUACCUGAGGUACCAGUUCAACAAGAAUGAUGCCUGUUUUUCGUUGCCGUUCACGUUCCUCUUCUUUACCAUGUUUCUUAUGUGGAUGGGAUCUCACUUGGAAAUUCGGAAGACCUACGAAUUGCACUCUGCGAUAGAAAACGAAAUAUCUGGUGAGGGAGGGACGAGCAAUGCGAUGGGGCCAUUUCUAGAAAGGGACGUUCAUGAUGUAUUACGUUUUCUCUGGCUUUUUUCAACGUAAGACUUAAGUUGGAAGGCUAAGGUGAAAAUGGUGUACUGGCACCUUACCAGUAAAAACAAGUAUUCUUAAACCGGAGAGAACAAACAUCUUUGGUCACUAUAGGCUGUUAUUCUAGGUGUAAUAAAGAAAAGAACAACGUAAAUCAGGAGCGGCUAGCUCUAUCAUUCAAAUAGAGUCUCUUCCACACCCGCAGAUUCCGACUUCUCUCUAUUCUUCUACAUCCGCAGAUUCCGACUUUCUGGGACUGGUUUCAUAAGUCGUUCGUUGCUGCUGCUUUUCGCAGUAAUGGAACGGAUCAUCUAGUACCGGAUUUUCCAGUGCCAGGACGUUUAGCCAGUUUCAACCAGAUUGUUGGAGGGGUUGCACUGACCAAAGAGGAGGUGGAGAAUGCACCUUGCGAACAAAGCCCUGACGUUUUGUCGUUCUACGAUAGUCGAUUAUGAAGCGGUCUUCGCUCACGGUUUCUUCAUCAAAAAGUGUUCGAAAGAUUAUAUAUUUGAAUAGUCGUUGUAGUUGGCUUUCUGGAGAAUCUUCCAACGAGAGAAUAUGAUCUAUUUCUCUCUUUGUGUUGCGGACUUCACGUUCACACUUGGGUAGUACCAAAGCUAUCUCCAACACAUGGGGCACUGCAGGUGCCAGGCGGCGAGUGCCAAGCGCCAGACAACGGCGACCCAGAACUGGUUACGCAGUUUUUUCUUUACCAGCAACGCAAUAGCGACAUUCGGAAACGGAUCGAGCAGUUGAUGCACUCCGUGUGGCUUGAUACGAAGACAACGAAAAUGCGCAUCCGGAUUCUUUUCUACAAUGCGCACUACGGGAUGUUCACCGACUGCAGUUUGGAAUUCCUCUGGAGACGACAAGGACUUUACUCGAUACAUUAUGACACAAAGUGAAGAUGAGACCUCAAAUUCAUACUCAGAUAGAUAGUCAGAUGAAGAGGCAGACUCGUGCUUUGUUUACUUACCCAAAUUGAGCCAAUCUCAAUGUCUAUUUUCAUUCGACACCUGGCUGGAGCCGGGCUUGUUUUUCUGAAGACAAUGAGGAGCAUUCUCGAGAUUUGAUUAUAUUAACAGCUGAGAUAGUGGCUUGAACUUGAUUAUAUUAAGCAGCUAAAAACAAUAACAAAAAACAAUCUCAUGAAAUUUUUAUAUAAGCAACCUCCUCCCAUAACAGGAAGUUGGUAACUCCCCCUCCCCCUUUGUGUUAGAGAUGUGCUGCAAAUCUUGAUUCGCUCCUUCUUUUUCUAUAAGGAUGGGGUUUAGGUCCAGCGACGCUUAAAGCACAAAAGUAAAGCCACCGGUUAGUUUUCACCUCCAAUCUUAGGCUUAUCCCUUCAAACAAUAUAUUUACAGCCAUGCAUAUAUUUGUUGAUGAACAUGGAGCAGCAAAAAUUUACCGGAUUCUAAAACGUGUAUCGUCUGGUUUCGUUUUUGGCAGACCCGUACUACUCGUGGGCGACGUAUGCUUUCGACUUUAUCUACGGCCUCUUGCUGCUGAAAAUGAUGUAUUCGGAGUCCAAAGAAUUGAUUCCCGCUAUAAAGAACGGGGUGGACGGUUUUAUGGACUACUGGGAGUUCUGGAAUGCCGUUGAUUGGCUCAGUAUCACCUUUGGCAUUGGCCUCCUCGCACUGUGGUGGCAUAUAACGAUUCUCAUCCUAGGCCCACUUCGCGUGCAGAUCGAAGCGUUGCCACAGGUCUUGCUGUUGCGCUUUUGCAUGAUGCAUGGGAAAAGUAGAGUAAGAGCGUCUGAUGAAAGCUGUGAUUGACAUUGACUAGCAGUACUGAAUAGUUUUUCUGAGUAGUUAUGAGUCGAUGUAGUCGUAGUGAUAGCUAAUGAUCAUAUUGAUUUAGAUAAGAAUUCGACCUGCCAUUUUUAUCAUGCCAGCAUAACUCAUCUAGAUCGGCGAUGAUGGAGACUCCAUAGACCGGUAUAUUCAUAGCACAGCGCGACGCGAGUAUUUGUCCGAGGCAGACAUUCUGUUGCAUAGUGGCGCGAACUCGAUGCAAGAAAUUUACGCCAAGUUGGAUGCUGUGCACGAGACCAGCGGCAAUAUAGCGUGGCUGUACGAACUACUCCGCGUCUUCAUCGGUAUCUACCUGCUGAUCAUAAUGCUAAGGUUUUUCAAGGGGUUUCGUGCAAAUCCGCGCCUGGAGGUGGUCACGCGCACAAUAGUAGACGGAUCGUCCGACAUCGCGCACUUUUUCGUUGUUUUCAUGACCAUUUUCCUCGCAUUUUGUGCAACUGCACAGACACUUUUCGGAUCGCGCCUUAGAGCUUUCUCAGACCUGGCGUCAGCACUCAAUACAGGUAUUUGCUAUUGUACAUACUCACCUACUGUAUUUGUAUUAUACAUAGUCAUAAUGUAGCUACUCAAGUACUGGUGAUUUUCUAGAGAGAAAAGGAAUCUUAUCGAUGUUGCCGCUCGUUAAAUAAAGUUAAAUGAGCAGGCACAACUAUCUAAACUAAAACUUUCCUGUUCCGCCACCUUGUUACUUCACUCCAUUCGUUUCACGCUCAAAGGUUUUGCGAUAUUGCUUGGCGAUUUUGACUUUGCUUCUUUGGUUGGGAAAGACCAGCCUAUUCACUUUGUGAGUGGCACGCUUUGGUUUUGGAUUUUCCAAUGGUCGGUUACGAUUAUUAUGUUCAACAUUUUACUUGCUAUCGUGAUGAACCAGUUCGCAAAAGCAGAUGCCGCCCAAGUCGGAGCCGAAACGAUUAUCGAGCAGGCUUUCUCUACUUACAGGUACCGAGCAAUCUUUAGUGUGUAGAUGUUCACAACGUCAACUUCGAUUACGAAGGAGUAGAAGAGAAUACAUCAUACAUAGAUUGAAAAGCUGGGGUGGUGUACUAUGAACAACUCAUACACAUACACAUGAAGCAUGAUGUUAAUGAUCUACAAAACAACUGUCCCCGCAACCCAGCUCUGGUCAAUUUCAGGCAAAUGAAGCAGACAAAGGGGCACUUGGAUAUUUGGUACUUGCUCUGCGAGUUUGAGGAUGACGACGAUCCCGCCCACCCAGAUAAGAACAUCUCAGCGCGGUCCCUACGCAGGGCCUUUCCACGCAUGAGCAAGCACAAUGCCGAGUAUUUGAUUUUUUCUGCUCUCGAAUAUGACGCAAAAGAAAAUGAAAGGGACGAGGACGUAACCUUGAUGAUGGCCUGUCGUAUGAUUACGAAGACACUGGCCUAUAGCAAGCGCAUGGCGACAAGCAUGGAUCAGCUGCUAGAACGAUUGACCAUGAUGGGUCUGCAUAACCCAAAUGCCGUAGCAGGAGGAAUUGGUGGAGUUGCAUCAAUGGUUGGCGGAGGGCCAAGUAUUAUGAUAUGAGGAAAUGGAAAGUCCUCAAAGUGUUAGUCUUAGUGCGUGCUGAGUAGAAGAGAUAAUUAUAAUUUGGAGGAGCAUCAACAUCAAGAACAAUAUGUUCCUAGAGGCUGCUACUCCUACAAGGCCGGCCUCAAAGGAGAGCUGUUGCGUCUAAAGUUUUUAGUUUGCCAAGUUUUGCCAGAAUGAAUCAGAAUUUUUUUCUUCACAUUUUGCUUUAUCUAAUUCUUUGACGACUUCAGCCAAGAACAGCCAGCUCGCUUUGCUUUCCUCAAUGGGCGGUCCAGGAACCAUGAAUGGUGCUGCUUCGAUGGGAGGAGUUAUGCCCAGCUUUAUGCCAGCCGCUUCUUCAAUGGGGGCGGCAAACAGUGGCUUCUUCAGCUCACCUUCCAUGCCUGGACCUGGCAACACACUCGCAGCCGACACUGGACGCAUACCCACACUGCUCGAGUACACUGACGGUGUACCUACUGUGGGUGAGGGCGCACCAUCGAACGGACCCGCCGGUGGCGGGAAAGCCACGCGAGAAGAGGCGAUGACUUUCUUGCGAGAUCGAUUCAAUUGGCUUGAUCGCCGAUUUGCGGAGGGAUACCGUGAUCAGGAGCGAAUAGAUCAAAAGCUGAAUGCUAUUGUUCGGGCCAUGGAGAAGGAAGCAGAGGCGUCAGCAAGAACAGCUUCAAAAGCGCUCGUUGCAGGCAAUCAUAGAGGAGGUGGAAGUAAACAACUUAUGUCUGGGUUACUUGCUUGCAUAAAUUAGAAUAUUCGACACCAAGAAGAACUACAGUAAGAAGAGACGAACAACGAUCAGGAAGAUAAAGGAAACAUAUUUACGCACCACGAAGACGGGGCUUCCAUCUCGGGUUCUUUUCGUUCCGCUUCCUUCAAACCGAGGUUGCCAACGAGUCUCAAUUCAAUUUUCGAUUUCUAAAAUGACGCUGUUCCUUCUUUAAUAUAGUUUCGUUAAUACUGGCACCAUUCUUUCAUAUCAAAGCACCAGAAUGAGAAUCCACUCGACUGGCGACGGCUUCGACGGCUGGAGGAUCAGAUAAGCAACAUAGAGGACCAGAACACGCGCGUCUUGGAGGUGGUAGAAAAACUUGCCUUCCAAAUCCGACAGAUGCAAAUGCCGCGAAGGCCAGGAUAAGGACGUUAUCAAAAACGAAAAUGUUGGGCGUCUCAGUCGCUACCUCAUCAAAAAAUCUCGAUUUUUACUAUUUCUGAGUAAGUAACAUUAUUUCUGCUUGCUAUAUUUUUUGCCUGAAGUAGAUAAUCGCAGCUACUCAAUGGACACUGUGAGAAGGCGUGCAUUUACUUAUAAUGAAGCUAGAACUUUUUUUUCAUGAUGGGUACUUCUCUCAGGCCUAAUCUUGCAUGUUUCGUUUUCAAUGGCCUAAACGUGUGUUUCGAUGUCGACUGUGCAUAGCUUAGUUUGAUUUAGUGUAUGCCUCAACUCAAUGAACAAUGCAGUUGAGAAAGUAAUUGAGUCAAUGUCAACCCAGCAAGUGUUUUUGUCAGCGUGAAAUCACUAGUAGUGCUACUGAGUAGACGAAAAUUAAAUGGAAGACGUGAAGUGCAAAUGGAAGUUGUUGGCCGGGUUAGGCUUGCACCCCACCAGUGCCCUGUCUUACAUUCAUCUAUAUCUCUAGACUGAAUGUUUCCUCGACGAGGUUCGAUGUGGUAAUGUCCUUUGUCUUGCAAGCAGGAACAGCUGGUGCAAGUGCGUAAGCAAUGAAUAAAAUAUGUCUCGGAUACUAAGUCCUCUAAUUGUCGAUAAGAAAAUUACAAUUCUUGCAUCAGUUCCCGAGAAAAGCAUGAGAAAUUGUGUCCGUCUAUUUGAAUCACGGAGGUGAGUGUGAAGCGUGCGAGCAGCAGCAAAACAGGGUGAAUCUUUUGGAUAAGUAAUUUUCAUCAUAGUUACGAACUAUUUCGUCAGCAAGCUCAUUUUUUUCGCAAGCAGAGUGUCCAGCAGCGACAGUGUUUGAAUGUUUUGAUAAUUCCAAGAUAUUUAAUUAAGGGAUUUUGAAACAAAUCGGGCAGCGACGAGUAUUAUAAUUGAUUGCGCCUACAAUUAUGAUGCGACCAUCCCUCUCGGCUGACUGAAUGAAUUGAACGGCAGACGAAAUCAGAAUGUAGCUGAACAUCAGUGAACUCCAACUGCAACCUUCAUUCACUCCAACUGCAAAUAUGCGAUGCUGGAGUAAUAUAAAUUUUAUUCAUUCAUGAUAUUUCCAAUUUUCAAUGUACUUUCGUUCUACUGAAAUACAUUUAUAAAUAAAAUUGUUUUUCUUGAGGUAUGAAAACUUGAAUGUGACUAGGACUACGAAAUACAAAUACACUGAACGAAAUUUAGCUAAUGGAGUAAAGUAACACACCAUACGUACACGAGUAUAGCGUCAACAACAUUAUCAGUAGAACAACAUCAACAAACAGAAAAACUGCAAUUUUCAUAGUUUCUAAGGUACUGGGGAGGAUUAGAAUGCCAGCGUCUUCGUUGUCUGCUCCUGCGGCAGACGCCGCGAUUGGGCUUGUAGCAGUCGCCGC
This is a messenger RNA of Amoebophrya sp. A25, 7313 nucleotides long. NCBI's taxonomy places the organism in Eukaryota, Dinophyceae, Syndiniales, Amoebophryaceae. The record is from the annotation of a GenBank genome assembly.